UGGCAAUGGCAAGAACUAUAAACUGGUUGUGACGAAACAGGAUGAUGGAGGAUCACCCAUCCUCAGAUAUGUGCUCAAAUACAGGACUAAAGACAGAGAAGAGGAAUGGAUGCUGAAGAUAGCACAGGGAAGCAAAGACUCCAUCAUCCUGGAAAGGCUCGAAUGGGACAUGCAGUAUGAAGUGCAGAUCACAGCUGUUAACAAGCUGGGUUCCUCCGAGCCAACCAUCUACGAGUUCACCAUGCCACCAAAGCCCAACACCAUCGCCAAUACCCUGUUCAGGAGUCUGGGCCUGGGGGCAGUUGUUGGUCUUGGAGUUGCUGCACUCUUGUUAAUCCUUGUCAUCACUGAUGUUAGCUGCUUCUUCACAAAGCAAUGUGGAUUGCUGAUGUGCAUCACCACAAGGAUUUGUGGGAAAAAGAAUGGGUCAAGCACCAAAACCAAGGAUGCCGAAGAAGGCAAAGCAGCUUAUCUGAAGGAUGGUUCUAAAGAGCCCAUAGUGGAGAUGAGGACAGAAGAUGAACCGAUCACAAACCAUGAUGGGAGCUCAGCAAAUGAACCAAAUGAAACAACACCACUAACAGAGCCUGAAAAGCUACCAUUAAAGGAAGGCAAUGCAAAGGAAGUGUUGAGUCCAGAAAAAAUUGAGGAAGCAGUGCCCAAUGAUGUCAUCCAACCGAAAGAAGACAGCAGCAAAGCAUAAUGGGAAGAACUCUGUCAAAGAGAUGUCCUAACUACAGAUACCCUUGCAACCAAUAUUUGUAGGGAAGAGAAAUACAUAUUUG
Rhincodon typus (whale shark) is the source of this 785-nucleotide messenger RNA. RefSeq names its product neural cell adhesion molecule 2-like. The transcript is spliced from 5 exons. The record is from RefSeq and is a predicted model, not a curated record. Bases 110 to 703 code for a protein of 197 amino acids. Gene Ontology annotation, molecular function: protein binding. NCBI's taxonomy places the organism in Eukaryota, Metazoa, Chordata, Chondrichthyes, Orectolobiformes, Rhincodontidae.